AUGCGCAGGCGCAAUGUGCCUACUGGUGUUUCCCCGAUCCUUUUCAGCACUGCCUUCCGGGGAAAAGGCGUGGCUGGGAGGGCGGGGCAUGGUCGGGGAGACGCCGGGCGGGGUUGCAAGACUCCGCGCUCAGCUACCAUCGCUGGGUGGUCAACAAGCGCGGGCCUGGCGGAGCGUGGCGGCGCGCGGAGACCGCGAGGCGACCGGGAGCGGCUGGGCCCCCGGCGGCGCGCCUCUCGGCUAGGCCGGGAGCCGCGCCAGUCGGAGCCCCCGGCCGACCGCGGCCCGCCUGCCUCUCAGCGUCCAUCCGUCCGUAUUGCAGCCAGCGGGCAUGACCGACCCACCAGGGGCGCCGCCGCCGGCGCUCUCAGGCCGCGGGUGAAGAAGAAAGUCCAGCCCCGCUCGGCCCGCAGCGAGGAGGUGGUCCGGAGCGAGGAGGUGGUCCGGAGCGAGGAGGUGGCCCAGAGCGAGGAGGUGGCCCGGAGUGAGGAGGUGGCCCAGAGCGAGGAGGUGGUCCGGAGCGAGGAGGUGACCCAGAGCAAGGAGAUGACUCGGAGCGAGGAGGUGACCGGGGAGGAAAUGGCGGCAGCCGGGCUCACCGUGACAAUCACCCACAGCAAUGAGAAGCACGACCUUCAUGUUACCCCCCAGCAGGGCAGCAAUGAACCAGUUGUCCAAGACCUGGCCCAGGUUGUUGAAGAGGCCACAGGGGUUCCACUGCCUUUUCAGAAACUCAUAUUUAGAGGAAAAUCUCUGAAGGAAAUGGAGACACCAUUGUCAGCACUUGGAAUACAAAAUGGUUGCCGGGUCAUGUUAAUUGGGAAAAAGAACAGUCCAGAGGAAGAGGUUGAACUAAAGAAAUUGAAAGAUUUGGAGAAGUCUGUGGAGAAGAUAGCUGACCAACUAGAAGAGUUGCAUAAAGAGUUUGCUGGAAUCCAGCAGGGUUUUCUGGCCAAGGAUUUGCAAGCUGAAGCUCUCUGCAAACUUGAUAGGAGAGUAAAAGCCACAAUAGAGCAGUUUAUGAAGAUCUUGGAGGAGAUUGACACACUAAUCCUGCCAGAAAAUUUCAAAGACAGCAGACUGAAAAGGAAAGGUUUGGUGAAAAAGGUUCAGGCAUUCCUGGCUGAGUGUGACACAGUGGAGCAGAACAUCUGCCAGGAGACCGAGCGGCUACAGUCUGCAAACUUGGCCUUGGCCAAGUGAGGUGCAGCAGAGAAAGGCUAUACUGCCCUAAAGAACAGUACCACCAGCUCUGCCCUCUCUGGAAGAGAAGUUUCCUGAUUUCUCCAGGGCUGCCAGGGGACUCUUACACCAGUUCUCAAUGAAAAAGUAUUGUCUUUGUGAUCUUAAGUAGAGCACCUGUCUGUUUUCUUGUUCUGUGUGUCACUAUGCUGUCCAGCAGCCCAUCUCUUCUGGAGGGGGUCUCCCCUGCCCAAGUUUUCCCAGCUCUUUUGACUUUUGGGUGCUUUCUUUGGGCUAGUUAGAGCUCCUGGUUUGUCCUGGGCUAGUUCUGGGUUUAUAGUCCACCUUGGUCUUCAGAUACAUGAGGGCUUUUUUGUCUUUGUGAUCCCAUAGUCCCAUAGAUGUAAAACCAGAAUCAGCAGGAGUUUGCAUCUAGUCAGGAAUGGUGGGAAUGGCUUAGAACAAGUGUUUGGCACACAAGUAGUCUAGAUAUCCCUCAUGGUGACCUAAUUCCAGAACAUCUGGCUGGGUUGUUUAUAGAUCUUAUCCUCACCUCCCAGUGACCCUGCCUAGCCACAGGCCUGAGAUAUCAGGGGGCCAUUCCUGGGAUGAGGCUUGUGGUUGAUGGAUGGACUUCCUUGUCCCCAAGCAAAUCUUUGGAAGGUUAGAACCCAGUGUUGAGUCUGCUUGAAACCAGACUGGAACCAUGGCUUAGGAAGACAAAGAGGGGGAGCCAGAGUGAGUGAAGCAGGCAGGUGGUGAAGCCAACCAUAAAGGUCUCAGGAGUGACAUGUGCCUCCUUCAAAGGCGUUUCUGUUAGUCAUGCCUUUCUGAGAUCUAUAUUUCCUUCAAGGCUCUUCCUGUCCAUUUUGUGGACUAUUCCCUGUCAUUGUUAUUAUAUGCCCAUCAUCGAGCAGAAGAGGGUUUUGUUUUUGUUUUUGAUUGAUGAGGAAAAACCUUUUAUGGCUCUAGUAGUAAUUUAUGUUUAAGAAAGUUAAGAGUGGCCCUGCAUGCUAGAACUCUUCUUAAACUGGUCAGCUGCUGUCACCUCCUUCUUCAACACAGUGCUCAGGUGACAGAUUCCUACCAGGCCACUCAUUUGGCAGAGCAGGAGUCAUUGAAGUGUCAGGAAUUUAGGACUGGGUGGGUAAGACCUUAGACAAGGCGAUGGUAGAGAUGGACGCAUGGACGAGGUUCAGGGCCUAGCCCACCCACCCUCAGCUUUAAUCAGAGUGGUUCACUGUCGAUCUGUUUUUAUAUAGUAGCUGGGUGGCCUUGGGCCACACAACACUUAAUGACAAGUUACUGUGUCCUGGACACUGUUUUAAGUUCUUUAUAUAUACACUCGUCAUUUAAUUCUCACGUAACCUAAGAGGUAAACAGUUAUUAUCCCCAUUUAGAGAUAAGGAAACUGAGAGAACUUAGGUAAUUUUCUCAAGGUCGUAGAAUAAAUGGAAAAGCCAGGGCACAAAGCUGGGCAGCUUGAUUUCAGAGCCAGUGCUUUUAAUCUCUACUGUAGUGCGUUGCAACCAACGUGGGGUUGCACAUGCCUGUGCUCUUCCUCUCUCUUCCUCUCUCCUCCUAUGUUAGUGUCUCCAUCACUUCUCUGGCCCUCUCCAGUUCGUUCUCCACAGAGCAGCCUGAGUGAUCAUAAAGUGCAAAUCUUAAUCAUGGUAGUCCCUUUUUUAGAAACCUCCAAUGGCUCCCCAUUCUCUUAGAAUAAAGGCCAAAGUCCUUACCCCAUGCCUUCUGGUAUCUUAUUUCAAGCCUUUCUCUUAUUUGCUCUCUGCUGUCCACCACUCUGGUCUUCUUUCAGGUCCUCAGAUGCAUAGUGCCCUCUCAAGCAUGGUGCUCUCUCCUGCCCGGGGGUCUUUGCACAUGCUGCUACCUCUGCUUGGACAGCUCCUCACCAUCCUUCCUCCACCCCCACCACUUCUGUAGGUAGCUCCUAGUCAUCCUUCAGAAUUUAACUCAAAUGUCUCUUCCAUGGAGAAACCUCACCUACUGUCCAAAACCAUAUCAGCCCCCAUAUGGUAUCCUCUCAUGGCUUCCCAUAACUUUCACAGCAUUUAUCAUAGUCCAUGAUGGCUUAUUUGUGGGAUUAUUUGAUUAGUAUUUGCCCUUAAUACUAGACUGUAAGUUCCUUGGGUGAAGGAGCUUCUUUGUCUUGUUAACAGCACAUUGUCUUGUAUAUAGUGGGAUCUCAAUAAAUAUUUGGAGAAUGAA
Lemur catta (Ring-tailed lemur) is the source of this 3408-nucleotide messenger RNA. It is a transcript of the gene BAG1, whose product is annotated as BAG cochaperone 1. The transcript has 8 exons. Gene Ontology annotation, biological process: protein stabilization. NCBI's taxonomy places the organism in Eukaryota, Metazoa, Chordata, Mammalia, Primates, Lemuridae. Gene Ontology annotation, cellular component: membrane; cytoplasm; cytosol. The coding region runs from base 1 to 1203 and encodes 400 amino acids. The record is from RefSeq and is a predicted model, not a curated record. Gene Ontology annotation, molecular function: adenyl-nucleotide exchange factor activity; protein-folding chaperone binding.